UUCCUCCCCCUUUCCCGUGUUUCACCAUGGCUUCUCGCAAGGAAUCAAUGUCGACCCCAACAGCCCCGAUGGCUUCCACGUCUUCAGGGGCAACGUUGGAUUCCCCUGUUAAGCAAAUCCAAAUAGAGGGACUGGUGGUGCUGAAGAUGAUCAAACAUUACCAGGAGGAGGGUCAGGGGACUGAGGUGGUGCAGGGGGUCCUGCUGGGCCUGGUGGUGGAGGACCGACUGGAGAUCACCAACUGCUUCCCCUUCCCGCAGCACACCGAAGACGACGCGGACUUCGACGAAGUUCAGUACCAGAUGGAGAUGAUGCGUUCUUUGCGUCAUGUGAACAUUGACCAUCUGCAUGUGGGUUGGUACCAGUCAACCUACUAUGGCUCCUUUGUCAGCCGGGCCCUUCUGGACUCUCAGUUUAGCUACCAGCACGCCAUCGAAGAGUCCGUGGUCCUUAUCUAUGAUCCCAUUAAGACAGCCCAGGGCUCCCUGUCCUUGAAGGCCUACAGGUUAACCCCCAAACUGAUGGAGAUCUGCAAGGAGAAGGACUUCUCAGCCGAAGGGUUGAAGAAGGCUAUGAUUGGGUUCGAACACAUGUUUGAAGAGGUUCCCAUCGUGAUCAAGAACUCACACCUAAUCAACGUUCUGAUGUGGGAGCUGGAGGAGAAGUCCACUGUUGCUGACAAACAUGAGCUACUUAACCUCUCCAGCAGUAACCACUUGGAGAAGUCUCUUCAGCUGCUAAUGGACCGGGUGGACGACAUGAGUCAGGACAUCGUCAAGUACAACACCUACAGCCGCAACCUCAGCAAACAGCAGCAGCAGAAACACCAGUACACCCAGCGGCGCCAACAGGAGAAUGCCCAAAGGCAGACCAGGGGAGAACCUCCUCUACCUGAAGAAGACAUCAGCAAGAUGUUCAAACCUCCACAGCCGCCCCCUCGCAUGGACACUCUCCUCAUAGCAGGUCAAAUUAACAAUUACUGCCAGAACGUGAAGGAGUUCACCUCUCAGAACCUUGGCAAGCUCUUCCUGGCUGAAGCUCUGCAAGGGCAUAACAGCUAGAAGAGAAGACGAGUAGGAGACCAGGAGAUGCAGACGCCCUUUUACACCCGCUCAAAUCUCUCCGUACACGUCUGUAUGGUAAAUGGCAACAUUCGUAGUGCGCCGACGGUCAAAAGAA
This is a messenger RNA of Esox lucius (northern pike), 1179 nucleotides long. RefSeq names its product eukaryotic translation initiation factor 3 subunit H. The coding region runs from base 27 to 1061 and encodes 344 amino acids. The transcript has 8 exons. Gene Ontology annotation, cellular component: cytosol; cytoplasm; eukaryotic 43S preinitiation complex. Gene Ontology annotation, molecular function: translation initiation factor activity; protein binding; metallopeptidase activity. Lineage: Eukaryota; Metazoa; Chordata; Actinopteri; Esociformes; Esocidae. The record is from RefSeq and is a predicted model, not a curated record.